Molecule: messenger RNA, 624 nt
Organism: Rhagoletis zephyria (snowberry fruit fly)
Lineage: Eukaryota; Metazoa; Arthropoda; Insecta; Diptera; Tephritidae
Source: RefSeq, a predicted model, not a curated record
AUGGUCGCCUACCUUCUGGCGCAAAAUCCUGAAGUCCAGAAACGCCUCUACACCGAAGUAGUGACGAUGAUUGAGAAACUUGCAGAACAACAAGAAACGGAAAUAGAAACUAAAAACAUUUUCACCUUUUUCAGCUACGACGCCGUGAAUUUAAAGUUUCCACUGUUGAAUGCAGUCAUCGCAGAAACGCAGCGACUCUAUCCACCGGCGAUCUUCAUUGAACGGACCGCCUCGGCAGAUGUGCAGCUGACCACCAAUGAGGGAACAGUAUUAGAACUUAAGGCUGGCGAGGUGGUCCACAUUCCCGUCUGGUCGCUGCAUCGAGACCCGGCGUACUGGGGAAAAGAUGCAGGGGAGUUUAAACCGGAACGCUUUUUAGAGAAUUCAUCAGCAGCGCUGAAAAACGCUGCCUACCUGCCUUUUGGUGCCGGGUCGCGCAUGUGCAUCGCCCAGCGAAUGGCCACUGUUGAGCUGCGCCUGGCACUGCUGCACCUUGUUCGCCAUUUUCGCUUUGAAGUGUGCCCGGAAAAGACAGAACGGGAGGUGACCUUUGUCAAUCAGUUUGACAUCAACUCACCCAAAGCGGUACAUUUGCGCAUUGUGAAACGGCGAUGCGAAAAUUGA